Chenopodium quinoa (quinoa) is the source of this 2460-nucleotide messenger RNA. RefSeq names its product L-type lectin-domain containing receptor kinase IV.2-like. The record is from RefSeq and is a predicted model, not a curated record. NCBI's taxonomy places the organism in Eukaryota, Viridiplantae, Streptophyta, Magnoliopsida, Caryophyllales, Amaranthaceae. Gene Ontology annotation, cellular component: plasma membrane. The transcript has a single exon. Gene Ontology annotation, biological process: protein phosphorylation. The coding region runs from base 237 to 2243 and encodes 668 amino acids. Gene Ontology annotation, molecular function: carbohydrate binding; ATP binding; protein kinase activity.
UUAUUUUGGUGACCAGUCACUUUCAUAGGAGAGUGCCUUUGAUUUUUCUUUUAACUUGAUUGACUUGCUGCCCUUUUACAAAGGCAAUUUCAUUGACUCCAUCUUUCUUGGUUCCCCUCUUUAGCCUACCAACCAUAUAAUAUUUUUUUUUAUGUUAAUGAAGUGAAAAAAUGUUAUAACUCUUCAUUUUGCUGUGUUUAAUGUCAGAAAAUCCUCUGUUUUAACUUCUUUAUUUCAUGGCUUUCAAAAUCUUAUUUCAUAUUAUAGUGAUUUGUUUUGGGAUCUUAUUAACACCCACAAUCUUUGCUCAAGAUUCAAAGCAGUUCAUAUAUCAAGGCUUCCAACAAGCCAAUCUUCAUAUUGAUGGAGCUGCAACAGUCCAAUCUAAUGGAUUGUUGCAGCUAACAAACUAUACAAAACAGCUAACUGCUCAUGCUUUUCAUCCACAACCUCUAAAUUUCUCUUCUUCGUCGUCUCUUUCGUUUUCCACCCAUUAUGUUUUUGCCAUGUACCCUGAAAUUCAAGCCAUAAGUGGUCAUGGAAUUGUGUUUGUUCUGUCUCCUUCGAUGAGCUUUCCCCAUGGUGUUCCAGGCAAGUUUUUCGGUCUUUUUAAUUCUUCAUCAGAUUUUAUGCCUUCAGAUCAUAUAUUUGCUGUGGAAUUAGAUACCAUUCAGGAUUAUGAAUUCUCUGAUAUUGAUAGUAACCAUGCUGGGAUUAAUAUCAAUAGUCUGAUAUCAAAUGCAUCAGCUUCAGCAGCUUAUUAUUCUGAUGCUGAAAAAGUGAUUAAGAGUCUGAAUCUUAUAAGCGCGAAAAGAAUGCAGGUUUGGAUUGAUUAUAAUCAUAAAAACAUGUUAGUCCAGGUAACAAUGGCUCCUAUUGAAGUCCCUAAACCAAGUAGGCCUUUGUUAUCAUUACAUGUCAAUCUUUCUGAAGUUCUAACAGACACCAUGUAUGUUGGUUUCUCUUCAUCUACUGGGUCAGUGGCUAGUCGUCACUAUCUACUUGGGUGGAGCUUUGCCCAUGGCAGGGAGGAGGCUCAAAGACUCGAUUUAUCAAAGCUUCCUACGCUUCCUCGUUAUGGAAGUCGAGGGAGGAAAUUGAGUAUAGGCUCCAUGAUCCUGCUGAUUGUGAUAUCAGUGAUAGUGGUAACAAUUGGGAUAGUUUUUUAUGUCAUAAGAAGGAAGAAAUUCGAGGAAGUAAUGGAAGAUUGGGAGCAAGAAUACCUCCUGCAGAGAUUUUCGUUUAAGGAUCUUUACAAAGCUACAAAGGGGUUUAAAGAUAAGGAGCUGUUGGGAGCUGGAGGUUUUGGGAAGGUUUAUAAGGGGAUUUUAAGUUCACCGAAACUUGAAGUUGCUGUUAAGAGAGUUUCACAUGGUUCAGGGCAAGGAAUGAGAGAAUUUGUUGCAGAAGUUGCUUGUAUGGGGAGGUUAAGGCACCGUAAUCUGGUACAACUCCUAGGGUAUUGUCGAAGGAAAGGAGAGUUGCUCUUAGUCUAUGAUUACAUGCCUAAUGGCAGUCUUGACAAGUAUCUUUAUGAAGAUGAAAACCCAAGUCUUUCAUGGAGUGCAAGGUUCAAGAUCAUUCGUGGUGUGGCUUCUGCGCUUGUAUACCUUCAUGAAGAGUGGGAGCAAGUCAUUGUGCAUCGAGAUGUUAAGGCUAGUAACAUUCUACUAGAUGCUGACAUGAAUGCAAGGCUAGGUGACUUUGGACUAGCAAGGUUAUAUGAUCAUGGUACCAAUCCUCAGACUACCCAUGUCGUUGGAACUGUUGGAUAUCUUGCACCCGAGCUCACUAGAAAGGGAAAGGCAACUACUAGCACUGAUGUGUUUUCAUUUGGGGUGUUCAUCCUUGAAGUUGCCUGUGGAAGGAGUCCUAUUAGCCUUCAAGGUCCAAACGAAGAAACGUAUUUGAUUGAUUGGGUGUAUGAAUGCUGGAAGAAAGGGGCGAUUGUUGAGGCAAGUGAUCCUAAAUUAGGAAGGAAUUACGUUGUGGAAGAAUUGGAACUAGUUUUGAAGCUAGGCAUGGUUUGCUGUUAUCCAAAGCCUGAAGGAAGACCUAACAUGAGGCAAGUUAUGCAGUUUCUGAAUGGAGAUAAUGCUCUGCCUGAGAUGGUUCCUUUUGAUACUAAAGCUGCUCACACUACAUUCAAUAAUCAAACUUUGGGUUCGUAUCCUACAUCUUCUGAAGGCAACUUUGCUAAUGUUUCAUAUAGCAGUGAAUCCAUACUACAUGUUGGUCGAUAAUUUAGUUCAUAUUGUAUGGUCUCAUGUAUGUAAGCUCAUAACCAACCCUGCUUCUGCAAGGUUUUGUAAUGUAGUUUCUGAUAUUCUAAGUAAUUUUCCAGGGAAUUUUCUCAGGCCGCCUUUUUGUUAUAAUGUUUCAAGUUGGCCUGAUGAACAACUGUUGUAUGAAGGUCACCGUUUAAUUAUCAUAUCUAUCAUGUGAAAUUGCUGAAUGAAA